AUGUCAGUGGCAUCUCCUACUCUGUCACCUAUAAGAGGAAAUCAUAAGAGUGUGGCUGUUCUCAGCGAUCUUCAAGAUAAAAACUAUAUCAAAAGAGAAGCACAUUUGACGGGAUUGCUGGGGAAGUCUAAACCUGUCACAGUCGUUAGAGGUACUAAAGAGUUUAUUAGUACUGAAAUUUACGACGGAGAAGGAACCAUUUUAAACGAGGAGGUAUCGUUUGAUGAUGCAAGUAAUGAUGAAGAUAUGAAUUCACCCGGGGGGAGUCACGUAGAAAAUGAAAAGGCUGCACUGCAGCAAGCGGAUGCAGUAGAAGCUACUACUACUACUACUACUACUGAUAUGAUGUCACUGGAUGAGGACGUUGGUGAGGCAGAAGAUGCCAUUUCAGUAAAUGAGGAUGCUCCACAAGAGCUGGAAGAUGAGUUAGAAUGUGACGAUUCGCCAAAAGAAGCAUCUAACGAGACUAAGAUAUUGACAGAGGAGCAGUUUGUUGACUCUGAAGGUGCUGCCAUAGAAGUAUCGGCCAGUCGAACAUCGACCAUUUCUCUCAGAAUCCCGAAUCCGCCGGCAGAUCUGAAACCACAGUCAAGCUUUGACUUUCAGAAAUUCCUCAGCGAGUUUAAGGCAAAGGAAUGUCAACCAAUUCAUCGAUAUUUGAAAUCGUUCCUGGUUCAGUUCGGUCAACGUAAUUGGAAUAUUGAUGAGCAGGUCAAGUUGGUUAAGGACUUUGAAGAUUUCCUUCUCAAGAAGAUGCUUGAAUAUUUCCCCUUCAACACCAUGCAGACAGAAGACGAGAUUAGGAAUUGUAAGGAGGGUCUUGAAAAGUUGAUUAUGACAAGGCUCUAUUCGCAGGUAUUUUCACCAGCGGUGCCGCCUAAUAAACUAAGUGAGCAGCAUCAGAAUGACAGAAUAUCUGAUAGAUCUUAUGCACGGAACGUAAGACUUUAUGACUGGAUAGAGCUGCGCCAUUUAGAUGUUCCUAUGGAAUUAAACCUUCAUUCCAGUUUUAUACAGUUGGCUGCCAAAGAGUUGAAUAAGAUCAACAAUUACAAGUCCCCUAGAGAUAAAGUGAUCUGUAUUCUUAACUGUUGCAAGAUUAUAUUUGGCUUGAUUCGUCAGCAGCAGAAACUGCACAACAUUGAGGAGAAUGCCGACUCCUUUGUCCCUCUUUUGAUCUAUGUUAUCUUUUUAGCGAAGACAACCUUCCUAUACUCGAACUUGGCUUACAUUGAACGAUAUAGGAAUCCCGAUUUCUUGAUCGGUGAAAGUUCGUAUUAUGUCAGUACAUUACAGAUUGCUUGCAACUUUAUCGUUGACAUAAGCAAGGAUCAACUUACAAUUGAUGAUGACGAGUAUCAAAAGAAUAUGGCUUCCUCCAAAGGAAGGUUAGAGAAGGAAAAAGAGAAGAGGAAACAGCAGCACACUGGAACUGGAACUUCAUCUCCAUUACCGAGAAGACUUACCGAUUUCAUAAGUCAGACCUCAGUUGAGUCUCCUUCAGAGGUACUAACGAAGUCUGCAGAGUUGAUGAAACAACGGCUUUCAAGUUCUCUUAACAGCUUCUUCCAGUCAGAUACUACUAUAGAAUCGGAUUCGCUUACUGAUGAGCAUUCUAGUCGACAAUCUCAUCGAGGCGAGUUCGGUUCUUUGGCAGCUACAGAAAAACAGCUUGAACAAAUUAAGCAACUGUCUAUUAAAGAACACAAGCUUGAGGUGGAAAACAGGAAAAAGCACCAAGAAACCUUUGAUAGCUUACAGAAUAUGUUCCCUGAUAUGGAUAAAGGAAUCAUCCAAGACGUGUUGGCCGAUACCCUGAAUUCGGAUGGCAGUAAUAUAGGAGAAUGUGUAGAUGCAUUGUUGGCCUUAAAUAAUGAGUGA
This is a messenger RNA of Brettanomyces nanus, 1881 nucleotides long. RefSeq lists its product as uncharacterized. The record is from RefSeq and is a predicted model, not a curated record. Gene Ontology annotation, cellular component: cytosol; endocytic vesicle. The transcript has a single exon. The coding region runs from base 1 to 1881 and encodes 626 amino acids. NCBI's taxonomy places the organism in Eukaryota, Fungi, Ascomycota, Pichiomycetes, Pichiales, Pichiaceae. Gene Ontology annotation, molecular function: guanyl-nucleotide exchange factor activity; ubiquitin binding; small GTPase binding. Gene Ontology annotation, biological process: vesicle-mediated transport.